UCCGCUAAACAACUCCAUUCUAGCAUCUACUGUGCAGCCUGGGCUACGCUGAGCAUGCAGCGGAGAGCGCAGGAGGACGGGGAGGCGCGGCCCCCGGCUCAGGAGAGCGAGGUGCGCUUCCCGGGGCCUCGGCCCAUGCGCCUGCUGGAAUGGAAAGUCUCCACGGGCGCGUCCGUGCAGAUAGGCUCGGUGCUGGCCUUGGGGCUCCCUAUCCCCGCCGCGGACAGCAGAGAGCAGCGUGGCCCGCAGGAGGAGGCGGGGAGGCCGCCCAGACCCCCCGAGAGGAAAGUCAAGUCGGACCGGGCCGGAGUGGUGCUGGAGCUGUGUGUGAGGCCGGGACAAGUCGUCUGUGCGGGAGGUGUCUUGGUGAGGUUAUCGGGCUGUAACCAUCCUGUGGUGAUGAAAGGCUUGUGUGCAGAAUGUGGUCAGGACUUGACACAGAUACAAAACAAGAAUGGAAAGCAGCAGGUGCCAUUGUCAACAGCUACUGUUUCCAUGGUUCACAGCGUCCCAGAACUCAUGGUCAGCUCAGAGCAAGCAGAACAGCUAGGUCGUGAAGACCAGCAGAGAUUACAUCGAAAUAGGAAACUUGUUCUCAUGGUUGACCUAGACCAGACAUUAAUCCAUACCACAGAACAGCACUGCCAACAUAUGUCUAGAAAGGGCAUUUUCCAUUUCCAGUUAGGGAGAGGAGAACCAAUGCUGCACACCCGCCUGCGUCCUCAUUGUAAAGAGUUUUUGGAGAAGAUUGCUAAGCUGUAUGAGUUGCAUGUUUUCACCUUUGGUAGCAGGCUUUAUGCACAUACUAUCGCAGGGUUUUUAGAUUCUGAGAAGAAACUGUUCUCUCAUCGAAUAUUAUCUAGGGAUGAAUGCAUUGAUCCAUAUUCCAAAACAGGAAAUCUUAGGAAUCUUUUUCCUUGUGGAGACUCUAUGGUUUGCAUUAUAGACGAUCGAGAAGAUGUAUGGAAAUUUGCACCUAAUUUAAUUACAGUUAAAAAAUAUGUCUACUUUCAAGGCACGGGGGAUAUCAACGCCCCUCCUGGUUCCAAGGAGGCACAGAUAAAGAACAGAGUAAGCUGUCCGAAAUCUGGUGCGGUGCAGUCAUCUGAACCAUCUACACAGGACAUACCUGUAGAGGAACAAAGCAAUGGACUUGGGAAAGCCAGGAAGGAACUUAAUGGUGAUCCUCCAAGCAGCAUUCUUAAACAAGAGUCUGACGCUAGUGAUGGAUUACAAGAACAAGACUCUUUGUCAAGUCAACAUACUGGCAGCAUUUCUGGUGGCAAGAAUUCAACACAGUUGACAGAAGUUAAGCCACCUAUUGAUCAGGAUGAAAGGACGGUAGUUUCUAAAUCUCUUUUAAAGACUGGGGCUGCAAAAGACUUGGACUUUGAUCUUUCAAGCGAUAGUGAUAGUGAGACUGAAAACAGGAAACCGCCGUCCCCUCCUUCACCUGGGAAUGAAAAUGAAUGUAAAAGAAGUUGUAGAAAGUCAAAACCGUUAGACCAGGAAUCUGGUGUUGUACAAGAAUCCUGCACACAAGAUUUACCUGAAAAAACAGUGCACUGAAAACCAUAACAGUGAUGAAAGACUGACAUUGGAAACAAAAGAUAAACUGCCUACAGGAGAUGACAAUAUGGAAGUUCAGGGAGUGGACCAAGAUAGCUUUUGUGACUUGGGUAAUGGUUGUACAGACAAGAAAGAGGUAGAAACGGAGUCCCAAAAUAGUGAGCAGUCUGGUAUUACAGUAGGAGAGUCACUAGAUCAGAGUAUGGAAGACGAUGAUGGUGAUAGCGAUGAUGUUGAUGAAGAUGAUCAUUUAAUAUACCUUGAGGAGAUUCUUGUUAGAGUACAUACAGAUUACUAUGCAAAGUAUGAUCGAUUCCUGAAGAAGGAAUUGGAGGAGGCUCCUGAUAUUCGUAAUAUAGUGCCAGAGCUGAAAAGCAAAGUUUUGGAAAACACAGUGAUUGCAUUCAGUGGACUUCAUCCUACAAACUUUCCCAUUGAGAGGACACGGGAAUACUAUCAUGCCAGAGCUUUGGGCUCAAGGAUUAGCAAACAACUGGUUUUAAAUGAAGAUGAACCAAACUGGGUGACACACCUUAUUGCAGGAAGGGCAGGUACUGAAAAAGUUAAGCAAGCUCAGAACUGCAAACAUCUUUAUGUUGUGAACCCAGACUGGCUUUGGAGUUGCCUGGAGCGAUGGGAAAAAGUAGAAGAGCAACUCUUUCCUUUAAAAGAGGAUUACUUAAAGUCUCAGAGAGUUGUUCAGCCCAGUCAAGAACAACUGUUUGAUGAUGAAGAGCUGCCUACAGCAAGUGCAGAGGAGGAACAGUCUGGUCCAGCUCGAAGAAAGCGUCAGCCUAGCAUGUCUGAAACUAUGCCUUUGUAUACACUUUGCAAGGAAGACUUAGAGAGCAUGGACAAGGAAGU
Staurois parvus is the source of this 2433-nucleotide messenger RNA. Lineage: Eukaryota; Metazoa; Chordata; Amphibia; Anura; Ranidae. The record is from the annotation of a GenBank genome assembly.